This is a messenger RNA of Scomber scombrus (Atlantic mackerel), 1814 nucleotides long. Its product is annotated as B-cell CLL/lymphoma 6 member B protein-like. The transcript has 4 exons. Lineage: Eukaryota; Metazoa; Chordata; Actinopteri; Scombriformes; Scombridae. Gene Ontology annotation, biological process: regulation of transcription by RNA polymerase II. The record is from RefSeq and is a predicted model, not a curated record. The coding region runs from base 20 to 1405 and encodes 461 amino acids. Gene Ontology annotation, molecular function: RNA polymerase II cis-regulatory region sequence-specific DNA binding; DNA-binding transcription factor activity.
CCCGGUUCCCCGGUUCACCAUGACGACCUACCGGGCGUUUCACUCCCAGCUGACGUGCAUCAUGGAGGCUCUGGCCAAAGCAGCCGUGGCGGAGAUCUGCGAGCUGGUGGACGGAAGCUACGCGGCGCUGCAGGUGGAGAUCAGCCGAAGCCGCAGAGACAACGAGGCUCUGCGGAGGAAGCUGCAGAUGAUCGAGGGCAUCAUCCAGCGGGGGGGCCACAAGGGCCACCGGGGCCACCGGGGCACCACCGUGGCGAUGCUGGACUACCAGGAGCAGCAGGAGGAGGAAGAGGAGGAGGAGGCCGACGGGGGGCUGAUGAUGGAUUUCACUGUGGAGCAUGCUUUACCAACCAGCGCGUUGCAGCUGCAAGCCUCGAGUUUCAAAAGAAGUGAACGUGUUCCUGUGUUGGAGGCGACUCCACCUGUGAAUCCUGUAACCAAAGAGGAUUCUUCGUGGGCCGCAGCGGACGAGCAGAGCGAUGAGGACGUUGUUUUGAUAAAGGAGGAAAUGUCAGGAGAGGAAGAGACGAACGACGCCGACGCUGCAGACAACAAGCUGCUUCUCAACGUGGACGGAACGGAGGCGCAGCGGUCGGACGUAGACGACAGUGAAGAAGGACCGUCUGGGCUCAUCAUCUCCGCCUGCUCGACUGUCGCGAGGUCCACGUGGGAACACGGCAGCAACAGACCGCCAGAGCGACUCGAGCCUCGAUUCGAAUCCCACAGUACACCUGGGUCUCCGGGCCUAGUGGCGGGGGGCGCCGACGACAGCUCUUCAGAUGUCGUGUUUGAUUUUGCGUCGGAGUCGGACUGCGAAACCACAAGAAAACAGUUCCUCUCCGGGUCGGGAGGAAGCCCCGCCUCCAUGCACGGGACAUCGGACCUGAAACGAGGCGUGUCCCUGAUCAGCUCCCUCCCCUACGACACAGAGCUGGAUCUGUGCUCCUCGUGGACCAAUCAGGGGCUGCCGAGCAUGAUGACAGUCCCUCACCAGCAGUACCUCAAACCGGACCACCGGCCGUCACUUCUGGAUAAAGUGUCUGACUUGAACUCUGCCAGUUUCCCGUUGGCGCUGGGCCUCGCCGCGUCCAGACUGGAGCCUCUGGACCUGAACCGGUACUGCAGGGACCGGCGCUUCGUCUGCAGCUACUGCGGCAAAUGCUUCACGUCGUCGCGGAGCCUGGAGACGCACGUUCGCGUUCACACCGGCGAGCGACCAUACAGCUGCGCUCAGUGCGGGAAACGCUUCACGCAGUCGGGACACCUGAAAACGCACCAGAGCGUCCACACGGGGGAGCGGCCGUUCGCCUGCGAGCACUGCGGCAAGAGGUUCGCCGGGAAGCAGAACCUGAGGAUCCAUCAGCAGAAACAUCACCCUGCCGAGCAGAGCGCCGCCGCCGUUUAACCCUUAACUUCCUGUGUAACUUGAACACUGCAGGUUGACCCACUGAUACAUAUGCACUGAUGGUACUGAGACAGGUCAGAACCUCACUGCUGUUAACUGAACUUCUGAUUUAAACUUUUUUUUUUAAGUUGAAGGCCUUUUAAAAGGAACGGGUGCUUUUACGUUUAAAAAAACAAACUGAUUCAUACUUGUGACUGUUCUCAUCCCGUCAGGCCUUACAGAUUUUUAACUACGUUUGUUAGAAAAAGGCGACGCAGAGCAGAACGAGUGACUGUGACCUGAUCCAGAUCAAUUCUUACCUCAAACAGAACGCGGGCCGUUUUGGGUCCGCUUCGACAACUUUAGGGAAAAAAAGUGCCAACUGCCUUGGUGAGAAGUGAUUCCUGUAGCGAGCCGACUCCUGUAAGAA